AUGAAAAGCGAACUGGUCAAAGUCAAAGCAGAAAAUCCAGAUGUAAAUCAUAAAGAUGCAUUCAAAUUAGUUGCGAUACGAUGGAAGGAAUCGCCGGAAAAUCCAAAGAAUCAGACUAAAUGA
Molecule: messenger RNA, 123 nt
Organism: Ambispora gerdemannii
Lineage: Eukaryota; Fungi; Glomeromycota; Glomeromycetes; Archaeosporales; Ambisporaceae
Source: the annotation of a GenBank genome assembly